AGAGCAGAGAGCAGUAGCAGCUGACAGUGAGAGUAGCUUAGCUAGUAAUGGCAGCUGCCGCCAUGAAGGGGAAGCUCGCGGUGGCGGUGACAUGCGCGCUGCUCCUCGCGUCGGCGUGCCAUGGCCUGGAGCUGGGCUACUACAAGAAGUCGUGCCCUCGCGUGGAGGCCAUCGUCAGGGACGCGGUCAAGAAGUUCGUCUACAAGGACGCCGGCAUCGGCGCCGGCCUCAUCCGCCUCGUCUUCCACGACUGCUUCGUCGAGGGAUGUGAUGCAUCGGUGCUGCUGGACCCAACUCCGGCGAACCCCAAGCCGGAGAAGCUCAGCCCGCCCAACAUGCCUAGCCUCCGUGGCUUCGAGGUCAUUGACGCCGCCAAGGACGCCGUCGAGAGGGCCUGCCCCGGCGUGGUCUCGUGCGCCGACAUCGUCGCCUUCGCCGCCCGCGACGCCGCCUACUUCCUCAGCAGGAUGAGGGUCAAGAUCAACGUGCCAGGUGGGCGCCUCGACGGCCGCCGCUCGCUCGACUCCGACGCGCUCAACAACCUGCCACCGCCGUCCUUUACCGUCAGCCAGCUCAUCGCAGCCUUCGCCACCAAGGGCCUCGACGCCGAGGACAUGGUGGUGCUCUCCGGCGCCCACACCGUCGGCCGCUCCCACUGCUCCUCCUUCGUCUCCGACCGCCUCGCCGCCCCCUCCGACAUCAACGGCGGCUUCGCCAACUUCCUCAAGCAAAGGUGCCCGGCCAACCCGAGCUCCAGCAACGACCCGACCGUGAACCAGGACGUGGUCACCCCCAACGCGUUCGACAACCAGUACUACAAGAACGUCCUGUCGCACAAGGUGCUGUUCACGUCGGACGCGGCGCUGCUGACCUCGCCGGCGACGGCGAAGAUGGUGUCGGACAACGCCAACAUCCCCGGGUGGUGGGAGGACAAGUUCGCCAAGGCGUUCGUCAAGAUGGCGUCCAUCGAGGUGAAGACCGGAUACCAGGGCGAGAUCAGGAGGCACUGCAGGGUGGUCAACUAAUAUGGUCAAAUUAAUCAACGUGUGUUAAUCAUUUCCACUCAAUUUUUUUUCACAGCUACCUUCAUUUUUCGUAUUUAUUCAUUCUUUUAUCUACUAUAUUAUGUCUUUCUUAUCAUGUGUUCUACAAUGUAAUUGUGUAAUAUGACACUGUAUCGAUCACGUCGUGAUAACAUUGGGAAAC
Molecule: messenger RNA, 1206 nt
Organism: Oryza brachyantha (malo sina)
Lineage: Eukaryota; Viridiplantae; Streptophyta; Magnoliopsida; Poales; Poaceae
Product: peroxidase 2-like
Exons: 1
Coding region: 48-1025 (325 amino acids)
Biological process (GO): response to oxidative stress; hydrogen peroxide catabolic process
Cellular component (GO): plasmodesma; plant-type cell wall
Molecular function (GO): peroxidase activity; heme binding
Source: RefSeq, a predicted model, not a curated record